GCUCUUUCCCUUGAAAAAAAGGUCCAAGAAAAUGGAAGAACUGGGUUCAAUGUGCAAUUAUCAAGAGGACUUUGAUCAACUGAAAUUCAGUCUUCAAUUCACCACAAUUGAGCUAGAGUCUCUCAAAAUUAAAGUAAAUGAAGAGAAGAGAAAACACAGUGAAGAAAUAAAGCAUUUGUUGAGGCUGCUAAAGCUCGCUUACAAAGAAAGAGAUGAAGCAAGAGAAGAGUUGCAGUUGUUGAUGAGCGAGUUAGUCCCCCACCCCCACUCUGAAAUUCCCAUUGUAGUUGCAACAAAAGCCAACUCGGGCAUCACCGAUACCAGCAGCUUAUCAGAUGCAUAUAAUCACCACCAUCCACACGUCUGUUCUUGCCCGGGGGAUUCCUUCUUUGACACUGUCACUUCACCGGAUCUUUCAACCACGAAAAUCGCUUCUGAUUCAUGCAUGAGCAUCGAUUCUGAAGCAGCUGCAAUUGAUGAUAUAGCAAAGGGGAGAACUUUGCCCUAAAAGGGGAAGCUUUUGCAGGCUAUAUUGGAAGCUGGCCCUCUUCUUCAAACACUCAUUGCUGCAGGAACC
Molecule: messenger RNA, 577 nt
Organism: Hibiscus syriacus
Lineage: Eukaryota; Viridiplantae; Streptophyta; Magnoliopsida; Malvales; Malvaceae
Exons: 2
Coding region: 32-508 (158 amino acids)
Source: RefSeq, a predicted model, not a curated record